UUGAAUUGACCGUUUUUGUGUUAACUGUUCGAAAAAACUUUCACAAUUUUUAUCAAAUUAAUUUUCUCACCGAACUAGAGUCUCUGACAAGUCUGAACAAACUAUUUGAUUAUAAUUUUCAGUGGUGUUCUACGCAAUGUGUUAAAUUUCUUUGAAUGAAAAAGUGGUGUAUUAGGUUUCUACAAGAUGAAUUGUGCGAAAGUUGAUGAUAAAACCAUUUUUUCUACUCCUCAACCUUUUGCUACGUCGACGGAGAUGAGAAAAAGACUUCGACCAAAGGAAAGCGAUAAUUUGAUAAACUUAACUAAGACAGAAGAUUCUGAUGAAUCUAUGGGAUUGAUUUCAAUAAAGAGUGACAAUAUCGGCCCAUAUAUUGAGGAUAUCCAAUUGAAAGAUUCUAGCAAAGAUAUUAAGAAUUAUGCGAGGGAACAGCGGGAACUAGCUAGUAAAAUGCUGCAGAGAAGAGAAUCAAAAGUUCUAGGUUUGCCUACCAGACCACCUAGACUAUCAGAUCUUUCCAGUGGCUCACAUUUUGCUUUGUCUGAUGGCGGUAGUACUAUAAGUGAGAGUGACUUAUUGGGCCAUAAUUCAAGUUCAACGCCUAGACCAUCUAUUUCAGGUAGUACAUUGGACAUUGCUGGAACUUUGUCACGUAUGAGUUUGGAAUUGAAGGACCCAACUAUGAGUUUAUCAACAGCUUUGAAUAGGAUGCAAGAAGAAUAUGAGAAGAUACAAAAAUCAAUAUCAAUCCAGAGUGAUAUGUUCAAAUCUUCUGAAGAAGCUGAAAAACUGUUGCUUGCAGGUGAAGCGUCAUGGAGGAAGGAGAAAGAAUUACCAGCACAAAAGGUAGAUUUUUCUAUGAACAACUUUGAUAGUUCUGAAAUUUCAUCAAUUAGUGCAUAUUUCAAACAAAGAACAGAGGAUCUCUCUGACAUUAUACCAUCCAAACCUGGGAGGAGUUCAGAAAUUCGUGAUACUCUACAGAAUUUCAGGAAAAGUUCUGUAAUGAGUUUGCCUUCAAGUAUAUCUGUAGGAGAUAUAACUGCAUCUUCUGAUGGAGAUCUAGGCUAUGCUUUAUCUGAAUGUGACCUUGAUGAAGUGCCUGUUAGAAGUGAACAUGAAGAGCCUAAUGCACCAAAAGAGAGCCUGAGCAUUUCAAGAAUUGCUGAGAUUUUGCAAAAAUCAGAUGAAACUCCAACAAAAGUAUUGAACUAUCUAUUGAAACAUUGUCCAGGAGGAAGUAAAGUCAAUGAUAAAAAACAAAUGGAUCUUGCCAUGCCUGAUGUCAAAAUUACAACACCUUGUAACAUGAUGCCUUCUGUAUGUGAAAAAACAGACCAAGAUAGUGGCAACUUCGAUCCAAGUACACUUACUCCGAAUAAAGAAAAUUACGACUGUAUCAACACCCCCCAACAGUCUUCGUUAGGUAAAAUGUCUGGUAUCUCCAAAUCUCUCACAUCCCUAAGAAGUACCAGUAGUUUGAGUAAUCUGCCGGGUGGCAAGCUCCCGAUAGAAACGACACAUUGCGAACUUGUUUGGGGAUGUGUCAAGGCAGGUAAAAGCGAAACUAAGCAAUUUACCUUACGAAACAAAUCCGCUAGUAAAGUACAAAUACAAUGUAGUAUAUCAAGUCCGGUAUUCCGAAUUAUGCAGGAUCGUGCUGAAGAUUCAUCAAACUGCAUCAAAAUCCUACUUCGGGCACAUGAGACCAAGUCUAUAUCUGUGAUUUUCAAUCCUCUAAGUGAAGGCGCAGCUGCUGAUGAAAUCGUCUUUUCACCGUGUAAUAUGAAUUUGCAACAAACUAAGAAACAAUCUAUCAAGUUGUUUGGUUACGGAGGAUCAGGAUCUAUAGAAUUCAAAAAUAAGAUAUUGAAAGAUAGCUCAGGGAGACACUGGUUGAGUUUGGGUAAUAUCCUGGGGCAAUCAGUUGUUCAAGAAAGUAUAACUGUGAUAAAUCGAGGAAGUUUGCCAUCAUUCGCUUUCCUGGAUUAUAUAUCGAAGGACCUUGCCUUCUCUAAAAUAUCUGUCCAUCCUCGUACCUUGAUUUUAGAACCGUUUGAAGAAAGGAGGGUAGAUAUCAGCUUGAAAUUGAACAGGGAAGAUAUGAAACAUCUGCAUAACAAUUUUUCAAAUCCUGCUUUCGAAAUCGGCACGGUGAAGAUCAUAUCGGGGACAGAAGCCACCAGGGGAAGAAUCAAACGACUGUGCAAACUUGUCAAGGACAGAAACCUAGAGAUGGAUUGCUUAGGAGAAAGGUUAAUGCAGGACAUUCAAGGAGAGGCCAUACCAAUCGACGUCGUCAAGUGCAGAGAAUCGAUAACCAGCCUUAAAACACUUCUUUUGGGACUCACACAAAAGGAAGUUGUUCUGAUAGUAGAAAAAGAUCUAGAUUCAACUCUAGUGCCGGCGUUGAAUGACGAUACUUCCAUGUUUCAAAGUUUAUACCAAGAUAGCACUUUCACAGAAGAAUCUGUUAAGAACAGCUGCAAGUUAGAACCUGCUCUUGUGAUUCUCAAUCCUCCAUCCAAAUGUAAAGACAUUUUAUUCUUAACUUCAGAUAGUGAUUCCACUUUAUCGUUCAACAUUGAGGUACCCGAAGGAAUUAAAGCUCAUGUUUUGUCUGGAACCUUAAAGCCUCAAUCCACUGUGAUAAUUCAGUUAGAAAUUGAUGGUGGCGCUGAAGUUCCAAAGUCGUCAAAAGUAUCUGUUAAUGUUGAGGGCGAAAUUUUCAGUAGUACUGUAAAAGUAAGAUAUAUUUAAGGUUCCUAUUUAUUUCUCAAUUAGAUUUUAAAUGUUCCUGUUUUUUUUCUGUAAUUGUGUACUUAAUCAUUCAAAUACAUUUUUGGACUGUGGAUUUUUAA
Coccinella septempunctata (seven-spotted ladybird) is the source of this 2861-nucleotide messenger RNA. RefSeq lists its product as uncharacterized. Lineage: Eukaryota; Metazoa; Arthropoda; Insecta; Coleoptera; Coccinellidae. Bases 187 to 2760 code for a protein of 857 amino acids. The transcript is spliced from 2 exons. The record is from RefSeq and is a predicted model, not a curated record.